Aspergillus bombycis is the source of this 3627-nucleotide messenger RNA. RefSeq lists its product as uncharacterized. Bases 1 to 3627 code for a protein of 1208 amino acids. The transcript is spliced from 2 exons. The record is from RefSeq and is a predicted model, not a curated record. Lineage: Eukaryota; Fungi; Ascomycota; Eurotiomycetes; Eurotiales; Aspergillaceae.
AUGACUUCAAUGAAUGGGUGGGUUACGCCACUGGUUGAAGACCUUCUUUCCCGUUACAUCAAGGGCCAGAUGGACAGCUCGGAAUUCGUGGACGAUGGCAGUAAUCUUCGUUUUGCCCGUCGCUCUCCACAGUGCACUAUAGUUCUCAAUUGGGAAGAAAGCGAGGGAAGAAAUGUGGCAACAUUAACCGACUUCAAAACUCAGAUCGAAGCAGUGCUAGCAAAAGAAUCUUUGGAGGCACUCAGAAAGGAGACAGGCGAACGUCCAUUAAACAGAGACGUGACUCUAAAUCAUUUCGCCCAGCUACUUGACUAUGAGAUAGUGCUCGAAUAUGCCAUAUCUGCUCCGAAAAUUCAUUUAUAUGUUAGGAAUCUUAGUAUUGCGUGGCACAAGGGCAAGUACAAAGGCGCGCCACAAGGCAAAUUAAUUAAGAAGAGUGCAAAGAUACGAGGCUUGAUGAGGAAGGUUUUCGAAACCAUCAAGUCUUGGGAGAGUCACCGAGCUGCGACUUCGCCAAAGGCGUAUUCCUUGGAUGACUUUCCAAAAUCUCAAACUCACGUCUCUGAAAAGCAUGCCUCGCAACAGUUCCUACAGUCCCAGGCCCAGACAUCCUUCGUGGAUUCGGGAGUACCGACCAUGGUGCCCCCAAUUCAAACUAAGCGCAGCUCGGCAAUUUCGAAUGCGCUACUUGGAUACUUGGAAUCUCAUGCCAAGCCGGCCGACAGUAGUUUGCCAGAUAAUAGAGAGCAUGAAACGGUUGCCAUUCCAGCCAACGACGAAUAUCCCGACAGGACUGAGGUACGGGAAAAUAUCCCACAAGCUGCUAAAAGCUGCAAUGAUCUUUCUCAUGUUGAAGGAGCUCAAGGGUCUCCGUUAGACUCUCGUUCUGAACUGAUACGUCUUGCUCAGCAUAAUAGUCACACAGCUUCCCAGGAGCGAUACGAUGCAGGUCAUAAGUUGCCAACCACGAAAAUCGAUGGGGGCACGAUAAGUAAGAUAGAUGUACAACAUGGACAGGAUCAUGAAAAUCUCACUUCACCACGGUCAUCACCAAAGCAAAAGCUACCUGAAAUGAAGCACCCAUCUGAGAAUUCAAGCUCUAGCCACACAGACCCCUGGUACGGUAUGACUGAUAUUAGAACUAGGGACAUCAUGAUACCCAGAAAUCAAGUUACAUUACUUGAGCAGCACACUCGUCAAUGGGUGCCACCCGAUCAUGGCGACUCCAUCAAAGGCCAUGUACCACCUGAAAUUUUAGCCCAGUGGAAUCAAAUUGCGCUGCAGAGGAGGCAUUUAAGUGAACGAGAAGGACUAGGGGGCUUCGAGUCCGAGCGGGCUGAGUCUCAUGAAGUUUCACCAGAUAUCAACUGCCCUACAGCUCAAACGAAUGCAGAGUCCGAUGAUGAACCGGUAACAUCGGAAUGGUCUGAGAGUUCUCCUGAACGUGUUUCCCGUCCUCGACUACUACCGUCAGACAGUAGCCCUGUGACGAGGGCGAUAAAGAUGCGUACCGGCGUACGUAUUACAAGGCCGAGCAGCGCACGAGAAGAGAAGCAACCAACGGAAGUCAGUUCGACGCCAGUGUGCGAAAACCAGCGAGACAGCCGAGCUAUUUCCGCAGUCCAAGAGGGCAAUGAUCUACACAUGAAGAAUUCGCUGUUUGAAAACAGUGUGAACGAGGAGCAUAUCUCUAAACCUGUGCAUAACAAUACCAGCGCUGCUGGACACAAAAUCCAAGAGGAAUCUGAUGCGGAAAGUGAAGAUUCAGUCAUGGAUACGUCCGUUCCUUGUCCACUUGGUGGGUCACAACAAUCGAACUCUACCAACCAGUCGGAGCAAGGCAUUGUCAGUUCCGGAUCUUCACUUCCCGCACGAGGGCAUGUUCAAGUUUUGGACACGCCUUUAGCUAAUCUCAGACACCUACGUUCUACGAGGCUGGACAAGGAUAAGGCCGGUCUGGAAUCGCACCACAUAGAACAGUCAUCAUCCCAGGUGGCCAAAUCGUCGUCUCAAUCACGCAUCCUCAACACAUACACGACCAACGGCAAUGAUACAGAAGGCACCCAGACUACGAAUGUUUCAAGGAUCGAUGAAGCUGGUGAGACCAAUGACAAUGGCGUUCUCGGGACACAGAUGAAUACUAGUGACUGGUCGAUGCCAGAUGCAACUCCUAACUCCCACACUGCCCUUGUCUUCGACUCUUCCGCACCUGAAGAGCAUGACUCAAAUGCCCCUAUACCUAUGUCUACACUCGAAUCUCUGGGUUCCUCUAAGCCAUUUUCAUCCCACGACGAAGUGCUCCCCUCAAUGGAGUUCGAGGAUAAAGGACCUGAGUUAGUGCCAAGUCAGGGUUUGCCAUGUGACACACAUGGGCAUAGUAAAAUAUCAUCUUUAAAGCGCCCUGCAUCCAAUAUUGAGGUUGAAAAGGCACCUUAUUCAAAAAGACAUAAAUUCACGCACGAUGAGAGUAUGGAUGCAGGCAUUGAAGGGGAAACCAGACCAGCUUCCGGUCUCGUUUCUCGUCGCCAGGAUUAUAUUCGUCACUCUGCAGAACACUUGGAGGCGCAAAGGAUACAUGAGAAGUUUCGAAAUGAUUAUCCAACCUAUGUUGGAGACUUUCCACAUUUCAGAAAGCUGUGUGCAAUAUUGCAAGCCGUGCGAGACAAAGGAAGCUUACAGCGGUCUUUCUUGUGGGACGAUUUCGUUAUCAAGCACUUGGAGGAAUAUCCGCACUACCUAGAGCAAUGUCUUUCUUUGGAGACAAAAUCGCUAGGCUACGAAGAUUAUUUCACAUCACACUUUUCUAAACCAACUCAUAAAAAACGAAGUCUUACUGCAGAAGGGAUCAAAGCGGUUGCAGCACAAGAUAACCCUCCAAGCCUCUCUGACGCGGCGGUGAGCCCAUCACGCCUUCGAAAUGGCGCAGACACUUCGUUUACUACUAGUCUUGUGGAUAAAUUUUCGAACUUCCACACGCACUCCUUUGGACCAGCAACCCAGAGUACCCAAUCCGACACGGAUGUUGAUAGAAUGUCAUUCACCAUGUCGUCACCCACUCAACAUACGAAGAAUAACGUGUGUUCCCCUGGCGACGGUCAACAUACAGAGGUCGAAGAACAUACUCGGGAGACCGCCGAAGAACGUUCAGAAGCCGAGGUACAGCAACCUGAGGUAGACGAACAGGCCUUGGGGGUUGAUGAACAGUUACGCUUAGAGAUGAAUACUCAGCUCAGCACAUUGAGAAACCUAGAUGGUAACGAGUCCGUCGUCGCAGAAAGCGAAAUCAAUAGCGAGGAAGACGAGUUUAUGGAUGAAACACACGAAACAGCCAGUAUUGAGCUAGGGGACGAAGAAUCCCCCACAGCGCUUGAGGCUCCCCUUUCAGACAAUGAAUCAGAAGCAGCCAAUGAAGCAGAGAGUCCCAACGAGAACUGGUUUCUCUCCCUCCGACAUCUCUUCCCAACAAAGCCCAGCUGGUGCGACGACCCCGAUACGCCCUUUAAAAAGUGGGCUCAAGCAGACCAGAAUGUCUUCUCUCAACGCAAGUUCCGUCGCGACUGGGCACGCAUCCCUACAGAUGAAAAGGGAGUGAUUCAGCUGCCGUGCUAUUCCAACCCGUCAGAAUAA